CUCUCUCCUCUCACAUCUCCUCUCUCUCUCUCUACCCCUCUCUCUUCCUCCUCGUCUCUCUCUCUCUCUCUCUCAGCUCAUCUCUCUUCUCUCUCUCUCUCUUCCUCUCUCUCUCUCUCUCUACCCAGCCCUCGC
Priapulus caudatus is the source of this 135-nucleotide messenger RNA. RefSeq lists its product as uncharacterized. The record is from RefSeq and is a predicted model, not a curated record. NCBI's taxonomy places the organism in Eukaryota, Metazoa, Priapulida, Priapulimorpha, Priapulimorphida, Priapulidae. The annotation marks the transcript as partial. The transcript is spliced from 2 exons.